Molecule: messenger RNA, 5826 nt
Organism: Acipenser ruthenus (sterlet)
Lineage: Eukaryota; Metazoa; Chordata; Actinopteri; Acipenseriformes; Acipenseridae
Product: mitochondrial dicarboxylate carrier-like
Exons: 11
Coding region: 382-1242 (286 amino acids)
Biological process (GO): phosphate ion transmembrane transport; malate transmembrane transport; mitochondrial transport
Cellular component (GO): mitochondrial membrane
Molecular function (GO): antiporter activity; succinate transmembrane transporter activity; sulfate transmembrane transporter activity
Source: RefSeq, a predicted model, not a curated record
UCAAAGUGCACUAUUGGACUUUCAAUUGUAGUCGCGUUAACAAAUCAUUUGAAUUGGGUGGGUCUCUUUAAGGAGGCAGUUCCCUUAAUUGCAGCUUCAGAUUGGCUGGAUAUUUAUUUUUCUGGCUCUUCUGUUUUUUUGGCUCAAUGUAAAAUACUGCUUGCGCCACAAUAACGUCCCACAAUCAGCAACAUGCAAACAUGGCAAUUAUUUCAAGUUUAAAGAUUAACUAGGUGUGGUUAUUGUAAGACCAGCGGUGCCGAGGUGUGUAUCUGCACAAGGCUGGUGUCGCCGCUGCUACUUCUGCUGCUGUUGAGGAAGCACAAGGAUUGAAAAAAAGCAUAUUUAAAGGAGAGGCAAAUUAAACCAGAAGCAAUCACCAUGACCGAGAAGAAGGUAUCGAGAUGGUAUUUUGGAGGACUUGCGUCAUGCGGAGCGGCGUGUUGUACGCAUCCCCUGGAUUUGAUAAAGGUACACCUGCAGACUCAGCAGGAGGUGAAGAGUCGCAUGACCGGGAUGGUGAUUCACGUGGUCCGCAGCGACGGUGUGCUGGCGCUAUACAACGGCCUGAGCGCCUCCCUCUGCAGACAGAUGACGUACUCCCUGACCCGUUUUGCAAUCUACGAGACGGUGAGGGACUUUAUCUCCAGCGGGAGCCAAGCACCCCUCCCCUUUUACCAGAAAGUGCUGCUGGGGGCCUUUGGAGGUUUUACCGGCGGCCUCAUAGGAACCCCAGCAGAUUUGGUCAAUGUGAGAAUGCAAAAUGACAUGAAGCUUCCUGCACACCUCAGGAGAAAUUACGCUCAUGCACUAGAUGGGUUAUACAGAGUAUGGCAUGAAGAGGGGCUGAGAAGGCUGUUUUCAGGAGCAACUAUGGCCUCCAGUAGAGGAGCUUUAGUCACAGUCGGGCAGCUGUCUUGCUAUGACCAAGCCAAACAAGUAGUCUUAAGCACUGGCAUUCUAUCAGACAAUAUCUUCACCCAUUUCCUUGCCAGCUUUAUUGCAGGUGGCUGUGCCACUUUCCUGUGCCAACCUCUAGAUGUGAUGAAGACCAGACUGAUGAACUCCAAAGGAGAAUAUCGGGGCGUCACGCACUGUCUGGUUGAGACGGCAAAGCUGGGGCCCUUGGCUUUUUAUAAGGGUCUAGUUCCAGCUGGAAUUCGAUUGGUCCCUCACACAGUACUCACCUUCAUCUUCCUGGAGCAGCUGCGCAAAAACUUUGGGAUGAAAGUAAUCGCCUGAGAAACCCCGGAACUUUCCUUUCAGACCUCCUAUUUUCACACAGCUCAGAAUAAUACUGGAAUAUAUUUAUUCUGCGAGAAUUCCUCUUGCGCUCCUUUGUCAGUGAUUGUUAGUCUUCAUUAGCCUCUAGAAUCUUAAUUUAUUGUGAAUGAAAAAAAAUAUCUGUCGACCGACUGCUUGAAUCGAUGUGCCCUUUAACAAAUAAAUUAGUUGGUUAAUUUUUACCUUUUUUUUUAUAUACAUAACUACAUGGAAAAACCACAUUCCUGAAAUGCCCUUAUAAAAAUCAUGUUAUAGUCUCUGGUAGAUGUAUACAUGUUUUAUAGAUAUAUAUUUGUAUAGCCAAAUACACAUAUAUAUAUAUAUAUAUAUAUAUAUAUAAUAUAUAAUUUUUUUCUUUCUUUUUUAAGGACAUAUAUUGGUUUACAUUAAACAUACACGCCGGUUCCUUGUGGAAAUAGUGAUUAAUAGACCGGUGUAAGUUUGUCUUUGUAAAUACACGCACACCUGCUUAUAACAAGCUCUUAAUGCAUUAUCUAUAAGUUCUAUACAGGUAGUAUAAAGCACUGAAUGUGUAACGAAAAGGCAUAAUCUAUCCACGCUUGUAAACUUGUAAGAAAAUUUGUGGGCAAAUGUAGACCUGUUUGUUUGCCAUUGAUAUCAGUCCACUGCUGAAAACCAUUUCUUCGACCCUUCAUAGCACAUACAAACAUAUGGCCAAAUGGGUGCUAUAACUCAGGAAUUGAUAGUGAAAGUACUUACACCAGGGACUGCUGGAGGAUAGACAGUGGUGUUUCUCUGCACUGGAAGACUGUCAUUAGCCUUUCCUGUUUAGGCCAACUUCAAACUGCUUGUUGACAAAAGGGUAAGUCAGUCAUGAGGAAAUCUUGAUUAUUGAUGGGCGUUUUCAGAAUAGAAAGGUAAUGCCCUGUGGUGAAAGGUAUUAAAGGCAAGAGAUGGAACACCUUUUUUUUGUGUGUGAAGAAUUUCAAGUUUCUAGGCAGCCAGCACAGGGACACUAAAGAGUUUCCAUUUUACUGUUACCUUUGCGUGUGAAACUGUUGUGUUUUCUGGCUUGUGUGCCUGAUGUUGUAAUGCCAUCUGGGAACAAAAGACAGAUGUUGCCUUGGUCCGCAACUGCAAGUAAUUCACACAAUGCCCACAGUCUGAUUUGGGGUUUGUAGAACCUGGUCUAAUGACAGUUCUGCACAGUAUACGUUAAAUUAAAGAUAAAGUCUUUAAAUGCAUGCAAAGCCAUGUAGUUACAUUGUAAUGACUGGGUGAAAACCUGAUUAAUUACAUGGGCUUGUGAACAACAUUUUGUAACUUGUUAUAAUUACAUGGUAUAUUAUUAUUUAUUUCUUGGCUGAUGCCCUUAUCUAGGGCGACUUACAAUUGUUACAAGAUAUCACAUUAUUUAUACAUACAAUUACCCAUUUAUACAGUUGGGUUUUUACUGGAGCAAUCUAGGCAAAGUACCUUGCUCAAGGGUACAGCAGCAGUGUCCCCACCGGGGAUUGAACCCACGACCCUCCGGUCAAGAGUCCAGAGCCCUAACCACUACUCCACACUACUAUUGUACAAUAGUGCAGCCACAUCUCAUAGUACAGUGCAGUGCAAUUUGUUCCAGAACUUCACCUGAUAGACAAAAUACUGGAAAUGGUUAUAUCGUUCUGGCUUGCUCGUGUUUGACUAUUUAAAAAAAAAAAAAGUUGAAGAGAAAACAAAAGUGAAAAUUGAAUGGAAAUCCAAUUCCAAAAUAACAAGGCUUUAAUAUGGUAUUUCAUCAAUGUUACUGUCACAAUUUACCUGGCUCAUUUAUAGAAACAUCUUAGACCCCACGCCUUGAUUUAUCCUUAGCUGUGGGGGUGUUAAUACUUGGAGACAGGCAGAUGGGCUUAUACAUGAAAAAAAAGGAAUAACUGUAUUUUCUCAGAAAGUAGCAUGUAUCCAAGUAUAAUUCACUUAUAUGCGAGAUAAGUAGGGCUUCUGUUUUUCGAUUUUUUAUUAAUAACAUUUUUCAGUACUUAUUUUUUUAGCUAUUUUUGAGUUUUAUCUAAAUCCUUUUUUUUUUGUGCUUUCUCAUUUUAUGUACUAAUGAAUCAUUGUUUUCGGUUAAGGUCUUUUCACACCAAGUGCGUUGCGUCAAAGCAUCAGCGUCUGGCGUAUUUUGACGCUGUCAAGUUGUUUUUAUAACAAAGGCAUCAGUCACUCUGAAGCCUUGUCACUGAACUCAACAUUUCCCAUAAAGUACAGAAUUAGAUUUUUGUGUCUUUCAGCACUAAGAAGAGUAGUAUAAAUACUAUCUCAUUAAAACUAAAUAAUAAAGCUCUGUGUCUUUUGCAAAAAAAAAAAAUGCAAAUGGGAAUAUGUUAUGAGUAUUGUAAUAUAAGUGUACAUACAUUUGGUUAGCCUGCUGUUUCAAGUGGGAAGCAGUUUUUCUUUACCGUGCAUCUUCACUGUUGAAAGUUAAGUGCCUUCCCAUUUGGCACACAAACAUACACGCACAAUAAUGACUUACAUUUUAUUUCUUUAAACUUUUUUUCACACAAUGCAGUGUACCCAAGUAGUCUAUUGAAAAUACAUACUCACUUUCUCCAAAACUAAACAUCGCUAAACAAACUAAACAUCGCUAAAAUGGUGUUUAUUGGGUAUACACCGAUUACAUUUUUUUUGUAUCGGGGUAUUUAUCGGUUUUUAUUGGUUAAAACCAAAAAUAGGAAGCGCUAAUUAUAAGAUUGCUAGAUACAUACACUUCUUGUAUGCAAGACAGUUGACAGACUUCUUUCCAUACAGUUCUUUUAGCAGUAAGUGGUCAAACAUACUGUAGAUGCAUGGACCAAAAUAAGAAACUAAACUGUAACUGCAAAACAAACUCCUUGAAAUGCAACUGAAAACAUGCAUCUGCGUAUUGUUAUAUACAGUAAUAAAAUAUAUGUAUUGAGAACUAUUAUUAACGUCAUUUCAUUAGAUUCUGACAAAACAAAUAAACAGAAGAGCAUUAUUCUAAAAGCUAGCUACGGGAGGCUCCAAAUAGGGCACCAGGAGGAUUAAUCCAUUCAGUGAAUGCUUAAAGAAGACUUGCAAAAUAAAAGCCUAUAUAUAUAUAUAUAGCAUAGCAUGUGUACCGGAACAAAAAGUAAUUACAGUGGGUUCUGUUAAUAUAUUUAGAGGCUGAGAUGUAUUCUCAGGACUUUUGCUAACCGAUUAAGAGCACAAAAGAUUUGCCGAUUCUGCACAUUCAAAGCUCGGAAAUUGCAAUUUGAUUUGGAAUUACAAGCUGCUACAUUUGCCCUUGAGUGAAGGACUACGAUUAUAAAUACUCUCACUAUUUGAGCGUUACAAUGUGAUUGGUCGGUUGACUUGGUUUACUGACAAUGGGGUAGGAAGCCUUUGUAUCUCGGAUCCAUUCAAGGUCGGGACUGGCUUUGAGCAGGUUCUGUAGGCCUUAGCUCAGUAACACAUCUAAAGAAACACUGUCAUGAAGGAUUAUCUAAAGGGCAUUUCAACAAAGCUGUACCUUAUCUCUUUUUCUGAACAGUAAAAAACACGUAAUGUUGUUUUGUACCUACCUACCUACAGUAGUUAAUUGCUGCAUAUUCUCUAUUAAACUUAGAGUGGAAUGGCCCUUCGGAGUUGGGCUCCCCUGCUUUGAAUAUGACGGUUUUCAAUGGUUUGAUUUUAUUGACGAUAUACUAUACAAAUAUUGACUGCAGACAUUAUUUUCUGAAGGGGAACAGUCAGUAUUGUUUUCUAUUAAAUUGUUAUUUUUUAAUUGCCAGUAUCUAUCUAUCUAUCUAUCUAUCUAUCUAUCUAUCUAUCUAUCUAUCUAUAAUUAUAAUUGAUCCAGAAAUCUGUGGUGCUAGUCUGCCAUUUUGUUUAUUGCUGGGUGGCAUCACAGGGCACUAUUGACCACUCAACUGUAGACCGUUUUUUUGGUGAUGCGACCUUGCAUUAGUCAGCUGGAAUGCUAAAUUACAUGGGUUUGUUAACAACAUUUUGUAACUUGUUGUAAUUAUACGUUUUAAAAAUGUAUUUUAUUUCCUCAAUCUAGACAAGUGUCUAAAGAGUGCAGUGGGCCUGCCCCAGCUAAAAAAAAGUGGCAGUCAGUGGGUCAAAAUAAAAAAAAGGCAUUACAGCACACUGGAGGUCACCUUUUCAACGCUGGUCAACAGAUAGUAAAUGGCAUUGGAAGCUAUCGUUAAUGCAAAUAAAUAAUGUGAAGGGGUUUUCAUCAGUGUUUGCUGUUGUACACUACCCUAUAGUUGUAAAAAUUAAAAUGCUUUUUUUUGUUGUUGAUUUUUGUUUGCUUGCUGAUUUUACAAUAUUUUCUCAUAGUUUGCUGCAUCAUAUGGAUUAAUUUUUAAAUGCUGACUAAGAGCUAAAAAAAAAAAAAAGCAGGUGGAAGUGAUAAAAGUAAUAGCUAAAAUGUGUUCUGUGUUAAAUCUGUUCCUAAACUGUAGGUCUAUGUUUAGAUUAUGUAACAAGUGAGGAGGAGAUGUACUUGUAUAUGUACUGGAAUCAAUCUGAUUCCAAGGACCCCUGCAAUUUUGGGUACAAAUAAAUCAGAAAAUUACAACUGUU